Molecule: messenger RNA, 1630 nt
Organism: Botrytis cinerea B05.10
Lineage: Eukaryota; Fungi; Ascomycota; Leotiomycetes; Helotiales; Sclerotiniaceae
Exons: 4
Coding region: 143-1270 (375 amino acids)
Biological process (GO): aromatic amino acid biosynthetic process
Cellular component (GO): cytoplasm
Molecular function (GO): 3-deoxy-7-phosphoheptulonate synthase activity
Source: RefSeq, a predicted model, not a curated record
GAAUGCCCCGCGUACACAUUUCUCGAACCAUUAAUUCUAACUCUCAAAGAAAAUAAUCUCACCUCAGCAUACUGAAUAUAAAAUCUAUUCAUUGAAGGAAAACAGCUUUUGCAAAAUAUAAAAGAAGCACAUUUAUCUAAAUAUGUCGGCCUUCUACAUAGAAAACCAGAACGUUGGCCAUAAGGAGAGUACUGAGGAUUGGCGCAUUCGAGGAUACAACCCAUUGACGCCUCCCGAUCUCCUCCAGCAUGAAAUUCCUCAAACCCCAGAAUCCAAAGAGACCGUUUUGAAGGGUCGCAAUGAGUCCGUCGAUGUUGUGACUGGCGCAGACAAGAAUGGCAGGUUACUGGUAGUCAUCGGUCCAUGUUCAAUUCACGAUCCUGUCGCUGCGCUCGAAUAUUGCGACAAGCUCGUAGCUCUUAAGAACAAAUACCAAGAUGAUCUUUUGAUUGUCAUGCGCUCUUACCUUGAGAAACCAAGAACAACUGUUGGCUGGAAGGGACUCAUCAAUGAUCCUGAUAUCGAUAAUAGCUUCAAGAUUAACAAAGGGUUGAGAAUCAGCAGGCAAUUGUUCGUGGAUUUGACUGCGAAGGGAAUGCCAAUUGCUAGUGAAAUGUUGGAUACUAUUUCACCACAAUUCUUGGCAGAUUUAUUGAGCGUUGGAGCUGUUGGAGCUAGAACAACUGAGAGUCAAUUGCAUAGGGAAUUGGCUAGUGGAUUGAGUUUCCCAGUUGGUUUCAAGAACGGUACGGAUGGUAGUCUUGGUGUAGCUAUCGAUGCAAUUGGUGCUGUACGACAUCCUCAUCACUUCCUUUCAGUUACCAAGCCUGGUGUCGCUGCCAUUGUUGGUACAGUUGGAAAUGAAGAUUGUUUCGUCAUUCUCAGAGGUGGUACUAAGGGUACUAAUUAUGAUGCAAAGAGCAUUGGGGAGGCAAAAGCUGCACUUGAGAAGAAUGGUGUCAGACAAAGAUUGAUGGUUGAUUGCAGUCAUGGAAACUCAUUGAAGAAUCACAAGAAUCAGCCAAAGGUUGCAUCUGUGUUGGCUGAACAAAUUGCCGCAGGAGAGGAUGCCAUUAUGGGUGUUAUGAUUGAGAGCAACAUUAAUGAAGGCGCUCAAAAGGUUCCCAAAGAAGGAAAGUCCGGUCUCAAACAUGGUGUCAGUAUUACUGAUGCUUGCAUCGGAUGGGAUGAUACCGAGUCGGUUCUUGAAGAGCUAGCAAACGCUGUUAAGCAAAGAAGAGAGCUCAAGAAUGGUUCAAAUGGGAACUGAAGGACAGGAAAUCAGAUGGAGUAGUUGGUUGUUAGGUUGGAAUUGGGGCGCAUAUAACGAGCAUAGUCAUAGUAUCCUUCUUCAGUAAGGAGUUAUUGGGUUGUAAAAAGAAUGGUUAUCUGAAUAGUUACAUGUUGCAAAGCAAUGGAUGGAUAUAAAUAUUUUUGCAUUCAAGUUGUGGUAUAAUUGAUUUGGAGUGAAAAGACCAAUCAUGAUUUGCCUAAUGUAAUUUGUCAGCAUCAAAGUGCAAAUGUUAUAUCAGAGCAAAUGAUAAAAUCCAUAAUAGCUUGGAAAAUAAUCCAAAAUUUCGAUAUAAAGUAUAUCUUCAUUGCAAUGUAGAAAUAGCAUGAUGAACUUCCA